Mucor mucedo is the source of this 1872-nucleotide messenger RNA. RefSeq names its product DHS-like NAD/FAD-binding domain-containing protein. Gene Ontology annotation, molecular function: NAD+ binding. The record is from RefSeq and is a predicted model, not a curated record. Bases 8 to 1585 code for a protein of 525 amino acids. The transcript is spliced from 6 exons. NCBI's taxonomy places the organism in Eukaryota, Fungi, Mucoromycota, Mucoromycetes, Mucorales, Mucoraceae.
AGGCAUUAUGAAUGGCAAAGAUGAGAAUCAGUUUUUAGAUAGUCAAGAGGGAGAAGACUUUCCGUCAAAGAAACGUUUCUCUAGCGAAAAAGAUAUUGAAUUAGGUAACACUGAUCAUUCAAUUAAAAAAGCGAAAGUAGAAGAAAAUGCUAGUAAUGAAGACGAUCCAGCACCAACAGGAUCUCUUUCAAUAAACGAUCAAAUUUUCGACGAUUACAACGAGGAAACUGAUCAAGAUUGGGCCACAGGUGGAAGUGACAGUGAGAGUGAUGGCAGUAUUAUUGAUCAGGGUUUGCUAUCACACCCUGCUUUUCACUUGGACGAAGACGAUGUCGAUGUCGAUGGACCUGAGGAUGAAAGUCAAUAUCAACAGGCAUGGACAAGCUUUACUGAAGAAGAAAAAGAGCAACUCCAAGAGGAAGCAAGAGAAAAGGGUUUAAUGAAGUUUAUCGACAAGUAUUUGAUGCAAGAAUCGAUUCCUGUUCCCAAAAUGUUAGAGGCUUUCGAUAUUUACAUGCAUCCAAAAGCAGCCUUACUAGCUACCGAUAUUGAGCUACUUCCGAUUUUAAAAAGUGUUAUUACUCGUUACUUACGUAAACGACGUAGAUUGGAUUAUGUCAACACUUUAGAUGAUGUAGCUAGUCUACUGGCUAAAGCUAAUAAUAUUAUGAUCGUAACAGGCGCCGGUGUUUCUGUGUCAUGCGGUAUCCCCGAUUUUAGAUCAGAAAAAGGAAUAUACUCUAGAUUACAGGAAUAUGAACUAGAUGAUCCUCAACAAAUGUUCGAUAUUGAAUACUUUCGCGAAUCACCCGAGAUAUUUUAUUCAUUUGCCAAAGAACUUUACCCUGCUAAAUAUCAACCUAGUCCUAGUCAUUUAUUUGUAAAGUUAGUCGAAGAAAAAGGAAAACUGCUUAGAAAUUACACACAAAAUAUUGACACGUUGGAACACAAAGCCAACAUCAAAAGACUUGUAAACUGCCAUGGAAGCUUCGCUACUGCUAGCUGUGUUACAUGUGGAUAUAAAGUGGAUGGCAAGGAAAUUGAGGAAUAUAUAAUGGCUCAGCAAGUACCCCCAUGUCCAAAAUGUGCUCUCGAAACUAAGCCUAAUAAAAGCGAAGAAGAUCAAGUUGACGGCGGUGUAUCAAUUAUGAAGCCUGACAUUACAUUUUUCGGUGAACGACUUCCUGCAGAAUUUGAUAAUUUACUUGCUGUUGAUACAGAGCAAGUUGAUUUAUUGAUCGUCAUGGGUUCUUCAUUAAAAGUGUCACCUGUAUCCGAAAUCAUGUCACAAAUACCUCAUAGCGUACCCCAAAUCCUCAUCAAUCGCACACCUAUCACACAUAUGACAUUUGAUAUACAACUACUUGGUGAUAGUGAUGUUAUUGUGCCAGAGCUAUGUCGAAUGUUAAAAUGGGAUUUGAAGCAUCCAAGUCUACCUGGAGGUGGUGCUUUGAGCGAAGAGAGCAUCAAGUUAAGUCAGGACGGUAACAAUGAGAAUAAAAAAAUUUGGAAGUUCUGGAGAGAUGGUCUUUAUACUUUCCCUGGCGCUGUUAUAGAUCCAAAAUAUGUGAAUAAUGAGAGGUAGAGUCUAUCAUUUGCUAACAAGGGAGCUAUCUACUAAAAUAAUUCGACUAGAUGCGACGAAAGAGGUUGUUUGGGUAGCGAUGAUGAGAGUUCAAGUGACGAAGAAAAGGAAGCAGUUACUGUCUUGCCUGAAGAACAUGUAGAGGAGGCAAAAUGUACAUAAUUUUAUUCUAUUAAAACUCCAUACUGUAAAUGCUACAUGUCCAAAGCUACUUUAUCAAGAAUUCCCCUGUAUUGACUUUGCUGAUUGAAUGAUUUGUAUAUUAAAUGUAACUAAAUAAUUCUGUA